Messenger RNA from Trichomonas vaginalis G3, 1374 nucleotides. Its product is annotated as spectrin binding. The coding region runs from base 1 to 1374 and encodes 457 amino acids. The record is from RefSeq and is a predicted model, not a curated record. Gene Ontology annotation, molecular function: protein binding. NCBI's taxonomy places the organism in Eukaryota, Parabasalia, Trichomonadida, Trichomonadidae. The transcript has a single exon.
AUGCGAAAAGAAAAUAAGGAAAUUUUUGAUUACUUAGUACAAAUAGAUUUAGAUGUUAACGAAUUAAACGAAGAUAAUCAGACUCCACUAGUUUACGCAGUAAAAUUAAACAUGAAUUAUUAUGUUACUUGUUUGUUAAAGCAUAAUGCAGAUACAUCAAUCCCAGAUGAUUAUGGGUGCACUCCUCUUCUGUGCGCAGUACAAAAUAAUAACGUUACUAUCGCAAAAGCUAUUUUAGAAGCCGGAUCUCCAACAUCUUCAUCUAAAUACGAAUUAUCACCACUUCAAGUUGCAAUACAACAUCAAUUCAUACCAUUAGUUUACUUGCUUAUCGAAUACGGAGCAAAUCCAAACUUAAAUAACGGCGAAACUUAUCUUUUACAAGAAUCAGUUAAAACGAAUUCCAUUGACAUAUUUAAAUGCUUACUCGCUAGUGGAGCCACAGGAAAAGGCUUCGAUCCUAGUGAACUUACCUCAGAUUUUAAAAUUUGUUACGAUCAGUGGAUUUGUCCACCGUUAGAUGAUAAUUUCGAUAAGUCCGAUGCAGAGAUGAUGGAAAAAAUCACAAAUAACUGUUCAACAACAUUUUCAGAGAUAAAUGAGAAAAUUAAAUUUUUCUCUGAAAAAUAUUUGAACGUUGACUUCGAUAAACAGCUUAUAACACCUGUACUUAACAUGCAGAACGGCAUUAUCACGUCGUUUGCUCAUCUCAUUAAAGAGAUGCAGUCACAUGGCGAAAAAUUUGUCCGAACAAGAAGAAAAUUAGUUUCAUACCAAUUUGAAGCACUUUCUUUGAACGAAAAACAUCACAUUGAAGAGCUUUUCGGUGAGGACGAGAGCAAGUGGUAUUCACUCCUUGAGAUAUCGAACUCAUUGAUGCACUCUGACAUGAAAUAUUUCGAUCCAAGUUGCAUCAGCAAAAUCGAUAGUGAAAUGUCUCGAUUUUCAACACGAAAAGAUGAAGUUUUCGGAACAAGAAAACAGGUUGAUCAGUCAGAGAUGAUCAAAGCUCGUCAGAUAUUAGCACUUGAGAAUGUUACACUCGAAAGAUACAACAAUCUCGCUGUGAAUGUUUUGUCAUCAUUUCGAGAAUUCAAAGAAAUUGUUUUCAAAGUUUUGAACAAAGCUAUUGACUCAUUGAAUUCGUUCAAACAAACAUUGGUUGAUAUCAGACAGACAUCAUAUGACAUAGUUCUUAAUAACACCACUGAUGAGAACGAAGAAAAACAAGACAACGACAGUCGCAUUGAAGAGAUCUGCUCACAACAAUGCGACAAAAUCCAAGUCGAUAUCACAUUUGUUGAAUGGCAGAAAGAACAGUUUACAUCCCUUUCAAUUCUUCUUGAACGCGCUAUCAGAAUGACUAACUUCUAA